This is a messenger RNA of Plectropomus leopardus (leopard coralgrouper), 1309 nucleotides long. RefSeq names its product transmembrane protein 208 (gene tmem208). Gene Ontology annotation, biological process: vacuolar protein processing. Lineage: Eukaryota; Metazoa; Chordata; Actinopteri; Perciformes; Serranidae. The record is from RefSeq and is a predicted model, not a curated record. Gene Ontology annotation, cellular component: intracellular membrane-bounded organelle.
UUGAUCCCCCAGCAGAAGGCUCAAAUGCUGAUGUGUUACAAGAAAUCAGCCCUCGGGGACAGUCCAGAGUUUCUUCUUUGAUGCAGCGAUAAUAAAAUAACGCAGAGAAGCGGCGGCGGCUCACAGGUCGAUGUCAAAGAAGACACAGAGGAAGAAAACGGCAGCAGCGGCUCAGAAUGGCGCCCAAAGGUAAAGUCGGCACAAAGGGGAAGAAGCAGAUCUACGAGGACAACGAGGCGACGCUGAAGUUUUACACCAGAGUCAUCCUCGGAGCUAACGCAAUAUAUGCUGCUGUAAAUCUUUUGGUUUUCUACAGUUCGUCUACAUUUUGGACAUGGCUGCUGCUCGGGUUUGCACUAGCAGUGUAUGUCGGGAGUUACCGCUCCAUGUCUGCCAUGGCCAAGCCAGUGUUUGCUGAGGAUGGAAGUCUCCUGGACGGAGGAAUAGACUUAAACAUGGAGCAGGGAAUGGCAGAGCACCUGAAGGACGUCAUCCUGCUCACAGCCAUAGUUCAAGUGCUCAGCACAAUCUCCUCUUAUUUCUGGUAUCUUUGGCUGCUGGCCCCGGCCCGAGCUCUCCACCUGCUGUGGGUGAACUUCCUGGGCCCCUGGUUUAUGGCAGAAAGCCCGUCGGCACCAGAGGAAGUGAAUGAGAAAAAGCAGAGAAGACAAGAGCGCAGACAGAUGAAGAGAUUCUGAUGCUGCAGCGCAGACAGAGCAGUAUUUUUAUAGAAUCUAAUACACAGAUAGCGAGGAACUGAUAAGUUAUUCAGGAAGAAAUGUUGUUAUUAAGUUAAACUCAAUCCAAAUCUGAUACUGUGGAAUCUUGUUUUCCAUGUUUUUUUCUUCCUGCUUUCUCCUGUAAUCCAAUUUUCUCUCUAAAUUAUGAAAUGAAAUUUUCCAUACUUAGAUAUUGUCACGGUCCAAAUCUCAUUUGUCCUCCUCAUGCAGAGAUUUAUGUUUUUUUCUUGUUGCACAAUCUCAUCGCACUGCCCCCUGCAGAUUUACAUCAAACAUCCCCCUAAAAACCCACAAGUCAUAGUGACGAAAACGAGGCAGGACCAUAGCCAGCCAAAUUUAUUCUGUCAGUGCCACUUUUGUCAUGGCAUGUCUUAUUUUUUUAAUUUAAUUUUAUUUUACAAAUAUGUUUCAGAUGUAACAGAGUUCAUAAGUUAUCCUUCAUUACAGAGCUGAUUCUGUUUGUGAGCUGUUAAGUCUUAUAAAAAUCAACUGGAUAUAAAAGUUUUAAUAGGAAAAUAACUUUUUUGCAAUAAAAAUCUCCCUCCAGUUUGGGGGAGGUGAUCCUCAAA